AUGCUAAAAUUCCACAAGUAUGUUUUUGCUAAGAAUAAUCCAAAUAUCUUAAGGUUUGUUAGUACUACUGUUACCCCCAUCAAUAAUACCGUAGUACCACCACAGUAUCCAUUCAAAUUAUUAUCCUUAAAACUAGGAUAUAUUCAAGAUAUUAAAUUACACGAUAAUUCAGAUAAAAUGUAUAUAUCACAAGUUAAAAUUGGAGCAUCACAAGAUACCAAUGAGAAAAAAAAUAUACUUCAAGUGGUGAGUGGGUUAAAACAUUAUAUUCCAAUGGAUAAAUUAUUAAAUUCCAUCGUGGUAGUUGCCACUAACUUAAAGCCUAGUAAAUUAAGGGGUGUUAGAAGUGAAGGGAUGCUUAUGUGUGGUUCACUAUCACAAAACCAUAAUGGCAGUAAUGUUGUGGAAAAAGUCGAACUUUGUUCACUUCCAAAAAAUCUCAAUAAAACGCAAGGCGAUUUAAUAAACCUGAUUGGUUCUCAAGUAAUUUUGAAUGAAGAUGUGGAUACUAUUGGUGCCACUGUUAGAAAGAUUAAAAGUAAAGAAUUGGAAAAUAUUUUGAAUAAUUUAUAUGUGGGUGAUAAUUAUCAAGUUGUUUUUAGAGAUUUGACAGGGAAAGAAAACCAAUUGGUCAUCAAAACAGAUAACGGGGAAAAAAUACCAAUUGUGGUGGAGUCAUUGCCAAGAGGCUCAAAAGUUUAUUAG
Messenger RNA from Saccharomycodes ludwigii, 705 nucleotides. RefSeq lists its product as uncharacterized. Bases 1 to 705 code for a protein of 234 amino acids. Gene Ontology annotation, molecular function: tRNA binding. The transcript has a single exon. The record is from RefSeq and is a predicted model, not a curated record. NCBI's taxonomy places the organism in Eukaryota, Fungi, Ascomycota, Saccharomycetes, Saccharomycodales, Saccharomycodaceae. Gene Ontology annotation, cellular component: methionyl glutamyl tRNA synthetase complex.